GCCCCUCAGUACCCACCUCCGGCCGCCCGCGACUCAGGCCUCGUCCCCUUUCGGGCACUGCCGCUGAGGCUCCGCCCCCCAGGCCGGCUGGCGGCCUACACGUAGAGGGGAGCGCGCUGGCCCCGCCUCCCGGCUCGGAGCUCAUUGGUCCGCGCCGGCGUCGAGGGCAGAGGAGGCGGGGCGGCGCGGGGCCGAGCAGGACGGCCGCCAUCUUGCGCGGAGCGGGAGUCGGAGCCCGGGUCUGCUGCCGAGAGUGCGCGCGACCCCUUGGUCUAGCCUCGCCGUGGCUCUGGCCCUUCGGAGUGCUCUCCCAUCGCCUCUCUACGGCCGUCCGCGGCCAGGCCCAUCCCCCGACCCUCAACCCUCAAGCCCUCAGCCCCUCAGCCCGGCCCGGUCCGGCCUCCCCGCGGGGUCACGCGGCCGCCCGGGGGACGAUGAACGGAGGAUAAAUGGUGCCCAAGGCAGACAGCGGUGCCUUCCUGCUGCUCUUCCUGCUCGUGCUCACCGUCACCGAGCCGCUGCGGCCAGAACUGAGGUGCAACCCUGGGCAGUUUGCCUGUCGCAGCGGUGCCAUCCAGUGCAUCCCGCUACGGUGGCAGUGUGACGGCAGGGCUACUUGUGAGGAUCGGAGUGACGAAGCCGACUGUCCAGAAGUGAUUGGGGAGGCGCGUCCUUACCAUGGGAAGGAGGCUGUGGAUCCCCGGCAGGGGUGGGCCAGAGGAGGCGACGCCACACACUUCCACUCGGUGAAUGUGGCCCAGCCCGUCCGCUUCAGCAGGAAGUGCCCCACCGGGUGGCACCACUACGAAGGCACGGCCAGCUGCUACCGUGUCUACCUGAGCGGGGAGAACUACUGGGAUGCCUUGCAGACCUGCCAGCGUGUCAACGGGUCCCUCGCCACCUUCUCCACUGACCAGGAGCUGCGCUUUGUCCUGGCCCAGGAGUGGGACCAGCCUGAACGAAGCUUUGGUUGGAAGGACCAGCGCAAGCUAUGGGUGGGCUAUCAGUAUGUCAUCACCGGCCGGAACCGCUCCUUAGGUCGCUGGGAGGUGGCAUUCAAAGGGUCCUCGGAGGUGGUCAUGCCGCCAGACUCCAUCUUGUCCUCGGCCCUGUCUGAGAGCGACGGUGUGUUCUGCGCCCAGCUCCAGUGCUUCCACUUCCCCAUCCUGCGGCACCAUGACCUCCACAGCUGGCACGCCGAGAGCUGCUACGAGAAGUCCUCGUUUCUGUGCAAGAGAAGUCAGACGUGCGUGGACAUCAAGGACAAUGUGGUGGACGAAGGCUUCUAUUUCACCCCCAAGGGGGAUGACCCAUGCCUGAGCUGCACCUGCCACAGAGGCGAGCCUGAGAUGUGCGUGGCUGCCCUCUGCGAGCGGCCCCAGGGCUGCCAGCAGUACCGCAAGGACCCCAAGGAGUGCUGCAAGUUCAUGUGUCUGGACCCAGAUGGCAACAGCCUGUUCGACUCCAUGGCCAGCGGGAUGCGCCUGGUUGUCAGCUGCAUCUCCUCCUUCCUCAUCCUCUCGCUGUUGCUUUUCAUGGUUCAUCGGCUGCGCCAGAGGCGUCGGGAACGCAUCGAGUCCCUGAUUGGAGCAAACUUGCACCACUUCAACCUCGGCCGGAGGAUCCCUGGUUUUGAUUACGGCCCCGAUGGGCUGGGCACAGGCCUUACCCCGCUGCACCUUUCUGAUGACGGAGAAGGCGGGACGUUCCACUUCCACGACCCUCCUCCUCCCUACACGGCUUACAAGUACCCAGACAUUGACCAGCCAGAUGACCCACCACCACCCUACGAGGCCUCCAUUAACCCGGACAGUGUUUUCUACGACCCUGCAGAUGACGACGCCUUCGAGCCUGUGGAGGCCAGCCUGCCUGCCCUGGGGGAUGCCAGCUCUGACGGUAUCAUGCCUCAGCACCUGGAGCAGCCCUUGCCCCCUCCAGGAUCCUCCCUGGCAGAUCUGGAAGACUCUGUCGACAGCAGCAGUGCCCUGCUCGUGUCCCCUGCCCCUGCUCCAGGCGGGAGCACCCCGGUCUCAGAGGCACUGCCAGUAGGUGGGCAGCACAGCCGCAGCCCCCUCAACACCAUGGUGUAGAUGGCCUGGCCCACAGCCCCUGUGGGCUGGGAGCGCCUGUUGGCUAUGAGAAGAAACUGACCCCUGCAGGGGCUCGGAGGGACCGCCGCACCGCUGCGCACCCGGCAGGCAUGCGUGUGUACAUAGACCAGGAGCAGCCUUUCUCCGAGGGCAGUGAGCAGCUGCACCGAGUUUCCUUGAGAGCUUCAAACACAGGCACUGCCCUGGGUCACUGUCUCUGAGUGGCAGGAGAAGGAUCAGGUGGGUUCAGAUCACACGUGGCCGAGGUGCAGUACUAAGAAGGCACUGUUUGCGGCCGUGGCCAAGACACACACGUCCUUGGUGGAAUGGGGGCUUAUGGGCUUUAAUCGCCACCCUGGGAAA
Ochotona princeps (American pika) is the source of this 2453-nucleotide messenger RNA. It is a transcript of the gene DGCR2, whose product is annotated as DiGeorge syndrome critical region gene 2. NCBI's taxonomy places the organism in Eukaryota, Metazoa, Chordata, Mammalia, Lagomorpha, Ochotonidae. The coding region runs from base 450 to 2090 and encodes 546 amino acids. Gene Ontology annotation, molecular function: protein binding. The record is from RefSeq and is a predicted model, not a curated record. Gene Ontology annotation, cellular component: membrane. The transcript has 10 exons.